AGGAGGAGGAAGAAGAAGCAGAAGCAGAAGCAGAAGCAGGAAGGCAGAGAGAGAGAGAGAGAGAGAGAGGGGGAGAGAGAGAGAGGUAGGGAGUCAGGCUGUGAAUGCUAACGAGCCCCGUUCGUAACCACACGCAGCUCCGUGGGUCGGCUUCGAUAAAAACCAACCCGUGAAGCAAUGGAGAGGACCGAGGAGCAGCGUUAGAAACACCUACUAUGCGCCAGUGCCGCGUCCGCCCCGCAGGCGUGCAGCAGCCUCACCGUCGUCGGCACGUUUGAUACGAAGAAGAAGAAAAGAAAAAAAACCACAACGUCUUUUUUUCCGCUGAGUGAAAUGUGUCGCUGCUGCUCCGGACUCACAUUCUGACAAUGGAGAUUGAAAAUAUCGUGGCCAACACGGUUCUCCUGAAGGCGAGAGAAGGUGGAGGUGGGAAGAGAAACGGUCGCAGUAAGAAAUGGAAGGAGAUGCUAAAGCUUCCGCACAUCAGCCAGUGUGAGGAGCUCCGUCGCACCAUCGAGAGGGACUACACAAGUCUAUGUGAGAAGCAGCCCAUUGGGCGGCUGUUAUUCCGUCAGUACUGUGACACCAGGCCGGAGCUGAAACGCUGCAUUGAGUUUAUGGAUGCUGUGGCCAUGUAUCAGCUCGCUCCUGAUGAGAAGAGGAGGGACUGUGGAGUGAAUCUUUUAGACACAUACUUCAACAAUGGGUCGGCAGCCCAUCUGCCAGACGUACCCCAGGAUGUAGUUGCUGGGUGUCGGGAGAGGCUGGAGCAGAGUCCGUGUAAGGAGCUCUUCAAUGACUGCACAAAAAUAGUUCGUGAUUAUCUGAGUGGAGUUCCAUUUUCCUUAUACCAUGAGUCCAUGUACUUCUCUCGCUUCCUGCAGUGGAAAUGGUUGGAGAGGCAACCAGUAACCAAAAAUACCUUCAGACAUUACAGAGUACUAGGAAAAGGUGGAUUUGGCGAGGUUUGUGCCUGCCAAGUACGUGCCACCGGUAAGAUGUACGCCUGUAAAAAGCUGGAAAAGAAACGUGUGAAGAAAAGAAAAGGUGAAGCAAUGGCACUAAACGAAAAACGCAUUUUAGAAAAAGUUAACAGUAGUUUUGUAGUUAGUCUAGCAUAUGCCUAUGAGACCAAGGAUGCGCUGUGCCUGGUGCUGACCAUAAUGAAUGGCGGUGACUUAAAGUUUCACAUCUACAACAUGGGCAACUCUGGGUUUGACGAGCAGAGGGCCAUCUUCUACGCUGCUGAGAUCUGCUGUGGCCUUGAGGACCUGCACCGUGAGAGGAUAGUCUACAGGGAUUUGAAACCUGAAAAUAUCCUUCUGGAUGAUCGUGGACACAUUCGGAUUUCCGACCUGGGCCUUGCUGUUCAGAUCCCUGAAGCAGAGACGAUACGAGGGAGAGUGGGGACUGUUGGAUACAUGGCUCCUGAGGUGAUCCAGAACGAGAGCUACAACUUCAGCCCGGACUGGUGGGGGCUGGGCUGCCUGAUCUUUGAGAUGAUCCAGGGCCAGUCUCCCUUCCGCAAGCGCAAGGAGCGCGUCAAGCGGGAGGAGGUGGACAGGCGAGUGCGCGAGGACCAGGAGGAGUACUCUGAUAAGUUCUCAGAGGAGGCGAAGGACAUCUGUAGACAGCUCCUGGUCAAGGAACCCAAGGAGCGCCUCGGUUGUCUGGGUCACGGGGCCAUAGAGGUCAAGCAGCACCCGAUCUUCAGAAACAUCAACUUCAAACGGCUGGAGGCGAACAUGCUGGACCCUCCCUUCAGCCCAGAUCCUCGGGCCGUGUACUGUAAAGACGUCCUGGACAUUGAGCAGUUUUCCACUGUCAAAGGCGUGAACCUUGACCCCACAGAUGACGACUUCUACCACAAGUUUGUCACAGGCAGUGUCUCCAUCCCGUGGCAGAAUGAGAUGAUCGAGAUGGAGUGCUUUAAAGAAAUCAAUAUCUACGAGACGGAUGGGACCCUGUGCUCAGACCUAGACAUAAACCGGCCCAACCCUCCACCAAAGAGAGGCUUCUUCUACCGCCUGUUCAGAAGAGAGGCAAGUGCUAGUGCUCCGGCAACUGUUCGAGGGGGUGGGGGCUAAGGUCUGUUUUAAGAGCAGUUACAGUGACGACGAGACCGGAGAGCCCUCGCGACUUUAAACCACUCCCUUCAACCCGCCGGUUAGCCCCACCCCGCCCCUCCCUCGCCGCUGAACUUCACCACAAACUCCAACCGAGCGCAAAUCUUAGGAACUCAGUGAAUGUUGACCUGUAUUUAUGAGCUGUAUUAAAAGUGUAUUAUAAUUAAAGAAAAAAGUAUGAGUUUAAAGAUUUUGUACAUUUGUACUUGAAUUUAUGUCUAGAUGUAUAUUUUCACUAAAGGUUGUAUUGUACAAAAAGCCAUAAAAGUACCACUUGAAUGCAUACAUUACAUUUUUUUUUUUUUUUUUACUUUCCUUUUGGAAUGAGUAUGGAUAAUGUGUAUUGGGGAGUUUUUUAAGAAGCACAGUACCAGUUGUUGUUUUGUUUUUUUCUCGAUGUAGCAUAAGGCCUUUUUUGUUUUUAUAUGUGCUGUAUGUUUGUCAUUGAUUUGGCCAACGUGACGUGUUGUUAGCACAUCAGAUCCACCCCCAUCCCGAACUAACCUUUAGCCUCUCAACCCAUCGAGGCUCAGGUAGAUCUGAGUGGGCGUAGAUCUAAAUGAAUCCAGUCUUAGGUUGCUGUGUUGAGGCCAUGCUGCUUAAACCUUCCCAUAUAUUUCCCAGCUCUCCACAUUUUUCAUUGGGAGUCUAAGAUCCUUCCCUCAGUCCAGUUAGGCAGUUUGUGGUGGAAUGGACGGCCUGCGUGGUAAAGCAUCAGCUAGUGGCCUGGACCGGCUCCAUUCUAGCAGAGACGGUGGAUUUCUGUCUGACAACUUUUUCGUCAGCAUGCGCAACAUUAAGUAUCCUUACAAAUACAAAGGACAUAUUAUGGAGGUCAGUUUGCGUGACACACGGCCUGAUUAUCAUUCCUGGACCUCUCCAAAAACCUUUCCAGGGAUGCAAACUGCUCAGAUGCGCAGUGUUUCCUUUGGGAGCGCAGCUGCUGAGUAAACGUCUGUUACAUUGCUCACUCAGGCUGAACAUGUUUCGGUGACUUAUAUUUACCCCCCACCCUUUUCAUGCUUUUGUCAUACUACCUAGCUUUUCUGUGUCAUUGCUCCGUGCAGAGCGGAAAUGCUUUCACUUGAAACUUCUUAGUAAUUUGCUUCCCAUAUUUUUUUUGUACACUAGAAAGCCUAUGAGUGAUUGACUGGAGAAUGACUUGGAACAUAUGGGGGACAGCUGGGGAUGAGGACAAUGAUGCCACUGUAUUAGAUCUGACCUGCAGCAUCAUCGAGAAAACAAAUUGCUGAUGCAUCAAACUGACUUCCAAUGAUCCAGCUGUCAGCAGCUAUUAGCCUCUGCACAGAGUCGAGACGCAGCCUGCUUUGGCCUCUGCCUGUUGAUCGUAGAUAGCUCGAUCCCUUUUGGCCUCUUAUCCUGCUGGUAGAACGCUAGUAACAUCCAGUGGCUUCAGCCGUGUUUGUGAUAAUGAUAAAAUCAGUUCGUCGUACCCGUGGCCAUCUUUGAUUUUUGCUUUGAAGUCCUGGAUGUUGUUCUCUCAGAGGAACGACAUCAGAAAGUUGCUUGUAUGAGAGUAGACCAGGAGAAACACUUGACCACUUUCACUGCUACAAUAUUUAUGCAUUUAGUUUGGUUUCCUUUCAGUUUAACCAAUCAUGAACAAAUACAUGUUCUGUACAUUUCCCGAUCAUGUUAUACACAGGAUUCAUUUUUCUGCUCUCACUUGCAUUUCUGAUGCCAUUUUGCUUCAUGAGAAAGAUGCUGUAUACUCCCCAUCACCUGUUUUAAUGCUGUGAAUAUCCAAUCUGGACAUGUUAGCUUUGUGUGUGUAUAUUACACUGUAUGCUAAUGCAGCUUUUGGUCAGUCUAAUGCAUUGAAGUAAAUUAGCCGUGUGCUGUAAGAAUUGAGUUACAUUAAGGAUUCAUUCAUAAUCUGAUUCUAUUUUUUUUCUCCACAAAAAAAAGCAAUGUCUGCCUUUUUUUGUCAGCACAACAUUUCAAAAUCAUUUAGGGGUUUGAAUGUCAGUUGAACACAUUUCUAACAUUUGAGAUGACCUGCAGUUGAAAUGGUACGCAUAGAGUUCCCCGUCUGUUUGGAGAGUCUGCGGUUUGCCGAUUUAGUAAUUUUGGUUUCCCCUCCCCUUGUUGCACACUCCAUUAUCAAAAUCAGGAAUCGAACGCGUGCAUCUAGCUGUUGCUGGCUUUCGUUACUUGAGUUUCUUUAGUGUCUUUAUUUUUUUGUUGUUGCUCUCAGGCACAUUUUAAAGCUGAUUUCUCUUGCCAGUGUAGAUUUUAGCCUUUUAGCUCUUUAGCCUCAAAAACCUUGUAAAUGAUGUAUUUCUAACAUGUAACUAAGCUCUAACACACACACACACACACACACACUCACAGGGAAACAAAUGUGUUUGCCUGCCAUGCCUCUGUCAUUGUUUGGAGUAACUUUACUGUCAUACCACCCAUACAGCAGUAAAGUUGAGUUCUUUUCCGUUUCAUUGCACUAUGGUGUGUUUUGACAAUGAUUAUAUAGGAAGUGUCUUUAACUUUUUUUGCCAAUGAUACCAAAAGCGACAUUUGAGUAAAUCAAACUUGUUUCGUUUGCUGAAGAAUUUACUAAAGAAAGACUGACAGCCUUUAUUCUAUGUGCCAAUUAUUAGAGUUAAUUUCUGACAUCCCAUCUUUUUUCAACCUCUUUAUCCUUCCGUCCGCUCUAAGAGAAAUCCCUUCACAUAAAGGAAUUUCAACAGUUCAACAGUUUUGAAUGUCCGCACUAAGUGCAUUUUAAUGCCUGUUUUAAAAAAAAUACAUAUGUUUUAUUACUCAAGCAUGUAUUGGUUUGUAAUACUUCAGGUUCCUUAUAUAUGUAAAUUAUGACCUUCUAGUGCCAACAUAUCUCACUGGUAUCUGAGAACAACCUUAUAAAUGGCAUGGUGACCAGCUGAAUUAGCCCAGUUUGAAUACACAACAAGCAUUCCUGCUCUCCUGCCUUCCUCCAAGGCGCUGAUGGCGAGUGCGUCUCCCUACAAACUGGGAUGAUGCGCGCUAGCACCGGUUAGAAGUGAGAGAUCCUCAGUUCCUUGAUGUCACCUGAGUCUAGUUUAGGGAUAACCACCGAUACAAUUCUGGAAAUUCUCCAGGAUUUUGUCCAGAUGUGUCAGUGAAGUGAUUUUUUUUUUUUUCAAGGAAGGAAGGAAGCAAUGGGAAAAUGCAUUAGUGGUGUUCAGACUGGGCCUGGGACUUCUUGAUUUUUCUUUUCUUCUUUUUUUGUAUCUGUACAGUCAUGUCGUUCAACCACUGCAGUCAUUGUUAAUUCUUGUACAAGUUGUAUCACUGGUUGUUGUACCAUAUCUGACAUUUGUAAUUAUGAAAUAAUACACUGCCAUUUGUAUAAAAAAAAACUUUUGUCUUGA
Molecule: messenger RNA, 5497 nt
Organism: Hippoglossus stenolepis (Pacific halibut)
Lineage: Eukaryota; Metazoa; Chordata; Actinopteri; Pleuronectiformes; Pleuronectidae
Gene: grk4
Product: G protein-coupled receptor kinase 4
Exons: 16
Coding region: 369-2087 (572 amino acids)
Biological process (GO): regulation of signal transduction; protein phosphorylation; signal transduction
Cellular component (GO): cytoplasm
Molecular function (GO): ATP binding; G protein-coupled receptor kinase activity
Source: RefSeq, a predicted model, not a curated record